UGGGGUGUGGAGCUCGAGUGUGCUGUAGGAGGAUCUGUCUCGAGACCGACACCCGGAGCAUCAAUGAGCGAAAAGACAGGACGAUGUGGAUCCUCUCGGCAUAUAAAAUGAAGAUCAUUUUGGUGACAUUUUCUUCUUUUCAUCGCUAAAACUGUGGAUGUAUUUUUGCACACGAAGCGAGGACUAUAGCGCCGAUCCAGUGUGUGAGAUCUGCCUGCCAUUUAUGCUAAUUUAACAGACAGCAAUCAAAGCAGCCAUGAGCAUGUUAUCGUUUGUACUCAUUGCCAGCUUGUGAUUGUUUGUGUUUUCAUGUGAGAUAUAAGUAUCAAGUUGUUUUGAAUGUUUUAUUAAUGACAAGAAUUCCAAUGGUGACAAUUUUCAGCUAGCAGGCAAGGUGUUUGUGAUCAAUAUAAUUAUAUAUUUUUUUAGAAGCCAGUCAUGUCUAAGAACAAGAGCAGUGAGUCAGUGAAGGUGGUUGUUCGAUGUCGACCCCUGAACCGGAAAGAAGAGUCCAAUGGGCCCUCGGGAAUCAUUGUGCAGAUGGACCUACGGCUUGGACAGGUGGUCCUUAGGAAUCCUCGAGCGUCACACAGUGAACCCCGGAAAACGUUCACAUUUGAUGCUGUCUAUGAUGCCAAUUCUAAACAACGGGAUCUGUACGACGAAAGCGUUAGGCCUCUGAUUGACUCUGUUCUGGCAGGAUUCAAUGGUACCAUUUUUGCUUAUGGACAGACUGGGACUGGAAAGACGUACACCAUGCAAGGGUUGUGGUUGGACCCUGAAAAACGGGGGGUGAUACCCAACGCUUUUGAUCACAUCUUUACGCAUAUCUCCCGCUCGCAGUCUGAUAAGCAGUACCUGGUACGGGCAUCCUACCUGGAGAUCUAUCGCGAGGAGGUCCGGGAUCUCCUGGAUCCCAACCAUGGCAACGCCCGAGGACUGGAGCUAAGAGAGAGUCCAGAGACGGGAGUCUACGUACCAGAUCUCACCUCCUGUGUCUGCAAGAGCAUCAAGGAGAUAGAAGAGGUGAUGAACGUGGGCAACCAAGCGAGAGCCGUCGGGGCCACAGACAUGAAUGAACAUUCGUCCAGGUCUCACGCCCUGUUCCUAAUCACGGUGGAGUGUGGCCAACCGGGUCCAGAUGGGAGAAAGCAUAUCCGGGUUGGUCGCCUCAACCUCGUGGAUCUGGCUGGUAGUGAGCGCCAGGCUAAGACAGGCGUCCAAGGGGAACGUUUAAAGGAAGCUGCAAAGAUAAACCUUUCUCUGUCUGCGUUGGGGAACGUUAUAUCAGCGCUCGCAGAUGGCCGUAGUGGUCAUGUGCCGUACCGGGACUCAAAGCUGACCCGCUUAUUGCAGGACUCACUAGGUGGGAACGCCAAGACGGUCAUGGUUGCCACUCUAGGCCCCUCUUCCCAACAUUAUGACGAAACCCUCACCACCCUCCGCUAUGCCAACCGAGCCAAGAACAUCCAAAACCAGCCUAGAGUCAACGAGGACCCCAAAGACGCACUCCUCCGAGAGUUCCAGAGUGAAAUUGCUCGGCUUCGGGCCCAGCUCAACCACAGGAAGUGGAGGAGCCAGCAGAAGAAGGAGCAGGUGGACGGCGAGGGAGAUGAAGAUGCCGAGUGUGAAGAGGAGGUGGAGAAGGAGGCAGAGGACUACGUGAAGCAAGAGGAGCAGCGCCUGGAGAGGGAGAAGGAGGCCAUCAGAGGCGAUAGAUCCCUGAUGGCUGAGGAAAAGCACAGGCUUCUUGGGGAGAAGGAGAGGAUGAUGGGAGAUCUCCGGAAGGAGCAGGAAGCCAACGAGCAGCUGACUGCCAAGUACAAGGCAAUGGAGAGCAAGCUACUGGUCGGUGGAAAGAACAUCAUAGAUCACACCAAUGAGCAGCAGAAGAUGCUAGAGGGGAAAAGACACGAGAUAGCUGAGCAGACACGCAGAGAGAGGGAGAUGCAGCAGCAGAUGUUGGUGCAGGACGACGAGACACUGGAACUGAGGGAUACUUUUACUUCUCUGCAGCAAGAGGUCGAGGCAAAGACCAAGAAACUCAAAAAGUUGUAUGCCAAGCUUCAGUGCAUCAAAGCUGAGAUCCAGGAUGUGAAUGAUGAGCACGUGAGGAGCCGCCAGGAGCUGGAGCAGACGCAGAAUGAACUCACCAGAGAGCUCAAGUUCAAGUACCUGAUCAUCGAGAACUUCAUUCCUCCAGAAGAGAAGAAUAAGAUAAUGAGCAGAAUGACCUUUGACACCGAAGAGGACCAGUGGAAGUUCCAGCCUCUCGUUCCCACCGAGAGUAAACCUUUACAGAUGAAGAAACGGCCAACCUCAGCGGUGGGAUACAAACGACCCCUCAGCCAGUACGCCAGGGUUGCCAUAACGAUGGGGGUCAAUACCAGAUUCAGGGCGGAGAACAUCAUGUUUCUCGAGCUGGACAUGAACCCUCCAAACACCAACUCCCUGGGUCGCCUAAAGGAGACGGAGGGAAACCAAAGCUCCUCCGUGGACAGCUCGCCCACCAAUGAUGGAGGGCUACACAAAUCUCGCUCCUGGUGUCAAAGCCAAAAAUCUAUCACUUCUUCCUCUUCUAAUGUUUCCCUGACUUCUUGCACUACGGCUGUGCCCGCAGCAGCGCAAUGAAGAUUUUUUUUUUUGAAGCCCGUAUUUAUUUUAAUGCAAUUUUGGUGCUGGGACGGUCAACACAAAAUAUGAACUCUUUCAUCUUUUUUUGCGGGGAACUAAAGGACCUUACAAAAACGUAUCAUUCCGUUGCAUGUGAUCGAGUCUUUUAAUGUUUCGAUAAAUGACGUGUGUGUGUGUGUGUGUGUGUGUGUGUGUGUGUGUGUGUGUGUGUGUGUGUGUGUGUGUGUGCGUGUGUGUGUGUGUCACCAAAGUGGCUUUAAACCUGUGUAUGAUAUCCGUGUACAUAUUUCAUGUGUUUGUGUCUUGUAGGGUCAAACGAAAUGCCAUCAUGCAUUCUUUUAAAGGGUUAACGUCUUGUUUGUGUUGCGUAUUAGGAAACGUGUUGCAGUCAGUGGCAGCUAAUUUGGAAACCAUGGUCACAAUGUCUACCGUAUUGACCCGAAUGUGAGACAUUUCUCUUUCAAAACCUGUUUUUGAAAAAAAAAUGGACAAAAUUUGAAUAUCCAAUGACACAAUUUUUCAUGAACCCCUCUUCAUUGAUCAUUAUUAACCUAAAAUUAGCAUCAUAACUCUGUCUCUGUUGUUUGUCACUGGUGAUGACUGUGAGUGACAGGAAGAAAAUCUCUAACUUGCUCGGGGGGGGAGGACGCUGUUUGGGUCAAUACGGUAAUUUAAAUGAUAGUAGAGGAUGCCUUAAAAUCUAACCAAAAGGGAAAAAAACAUUUUAAUUUUUUUCAUUUCAGAUCGUAAUAAAAUUAGUAAGUACAUUUUAUUUAUAAAGCGCUUUUCACAGAUAAAAUCACAAAGCGCUGCACAAAACCUCAUAAAAAGGAUACAAAGUAGAUUAAAAUGAUAGUUAAAAGGUGCAUUAACUAGAAGCUUUACUAAAAUGAGAAGUUUUCAAAUGUUUCUUAGAAGUUUGGUGCAAGUUGUUCCAGAUUCCGGGAGCUGGAGCCUGGAAUGCCUGAAAAACAAGUUUUUGGGAUCUUUAGAAGACCCUGGCCUGAAGACCGAAUGCUGCGCCCUAAAGUGUAAUAAAGAAUCAGAAUUGUGUUUUCAUGAAAGUAUCAAUAACUAUUCAUGAUAUCCAUAGUAACUAUUUAAAAAAAAAUAAUAACUUGCCCGACCUCUGAUUUUUAAUGGGUGAUGACUGAGCGACGGGAAGAAAAGUUCAGACCUUGCUUGGGGAUAUGUCAUUUUACUCAUUACGGCAAAAGGGGUGCUCAAAAAAAUGUAAUUCUUAUUCAUCCCGAUUAUAGAUGGAUUUAUAGUUUUUAAAAUCACUAAAAAUAAAAAAAUAAAUACAAUUUUUUUAAAGAAUCAAUUUUUAAAAAUACGUUUUUAGGCAAACUUCAUGCUUGCUUGCUGCGCAUACAAGUCAUACGUCAGCAACCAAAAGGAGGUUUUGUAACCUGUAAUCUGUAAACGUUUUAUAAUAAAUAUUUGAUCAAUUAAUACGAUAUGAGAAUCGUCACCCCAAGAAUCGGAACUGGAUCGAAACGUGAGGUGCCCAAAGAUUGUAAUUUAAAUGACAAGAGUAUAGGAUGCCCUAACCUGAAAUCUAAUUAAAAGUAAAAAACAUGUUUUAUUAUAUUUCAGUUCAAGUCUUAAAGGCCUACUGAAAUUAGAUUUUCUUAUUCAAACAGGGAUAGCAGGUCCAUUUUAUGUGUCAUACUUGAUCAUUUCGCGAUAUUGCCAUAUUUUUGCUGAAAGGAUUUAGUAGAGAACAUCAACGAUAAAGUUCGCAACUUUUGCUCGCUAAUAAAAAAAGCCUUGCCUUUACCGGAAGUAUGUGCGCGUGACGUCACCGGUGUGAGGGCUCCUCUCAUCCUCACAUUGUUUAUAGUGUGAGCCACCAGCAGCAAGAGCAAUUCGGACCGAGAAAGCGACAAUUUCCCCAUUAAUUUGAGCGAGGAUGAAAGAUUUAUGGAUGAGGAUAUUGAUAUUGAAGGACUAGAAGAAAAAAAAAAAAAAAAAGCGACGGCUCCGGGCGGCAGCCAGUGUGAGCAUUUCAGAUGAAAUUAGACACAUUUACUAGGAUCAUUCUGGAAGAUCCCUUAUCUGCUUAUUGUUUUACUAGUGUUUUAGUGAGAUUGUAAAAACAUACCUCAAAGUCGGAUGACUGCGGUGAACAUGCCAGUGUCACAGAGAAAAGCUCACAGCUGCCUUUUUUGACAGCUACUGCAGGACGACGCAUAAUCCACUGAUGUCUCCGGUAAGAUAUAUAUAUAUAUCACAAUUUUCCCAUCCAAAACAUGCUAGUUGGCAUAGAAAAACAUGUUCGCUUGACCGCUCUGUGUUAAAGCUUUACAACAGACAAAGAAACAUCGGCUGUGUUUCGGUGCUAAAGACAGCUGCAAUCCACCGCUUUCCGCCAACAGCACUGUUCUUUAUAGUCUCCAUUAUUAAUUGAACACAUUGCAACAGAUUCAGCAACACAGAUGUCCAAAACUCUGUGUAAUUACGCGAUGAAAAGAGACGACUUUUAGCCGUGUUUAGUGCUGCACUAAUAUUUCCUGACAGUCCGUGACAUCACGCCCACGCGUCAUCAUUCAGCGACGUUUUCAACAAGAAAUUCCCGGGAAAUUUAAAAUUGUAAUUUAGUAAACUAAAAAGGCCGUAUUGGCAUGUGUUGCAAUGUUAAGAUGUCAUCAUUGAUAUAUAAACUAUCAGACUGCGUGGUCGGUAGUAGUGGGUUUCAGUAGGCCUUUAAAAAGAUAUUUAUAAUUAUAGUAUAAUAAAAUUAUCAAUAUUGAUAAUAUAGGUGAAGAAUAUUUCAAACAACCAAAACAUCCUUCUGAUACAAUACAAUGUUAGGUUUACGUAAAUAAUAACACAUAUGUAUUUAGACAAUGGGACAUUUAUUUAAGAAGUGAGUAUGUAAAUAUAUAUAUAUAUUAAUAUAUAUAUGAUAAUGGACAAAUCUAUUAAUUGUUACAAAUGUGGUGGAUUACUGGCAGCAAUUUAAACCACUACUACUAAUUUGUGAUUUAAACGAGUUUAGAACAGCCAUAUCGGGAAAAAAACCUGAAUAAUUAUUGUUGAUAUAAAUAAGAACACAUUGGGCAACUUACUGUAAAACUUAGAAGGCAGCAGAACUAUGUGAUUUCUCCUAGCCAAUCAGCGAAAAGAAAGGUUAUAAUGCCAUAUAUAUGAAAGAAAGAAGUGUAUAUUAUACAAAUAUUUACAUUAUUUGGAGAUACUAAAAGAAAAAAAUAUGAUGUAAAUGUGUUUCCACCAAACUGUUUUGCACACAGCAUACAGACCAGACAUUCUUAGACAUGUGAGUGGUGGUCACUGAGCAUAUCUGAGCACCUAAUUGACCCAGUUUUUUUUUUCCCAGGAAGAACUGAUUCACCCAAAUGUUCAUGUUGAGUGUCGUCCAAUGAAAGUGAAAGUGGAAGUAAAUGCAAUUGACCUUUAAAAACAGGAAGAACUGUAGUGAUUGCGUGAUGAAUACUAAACGUGCAACGCGAGAGGAUUAUUUUCAUUAGGUUACAGAUGCAAGGAAACUACGAGUCAGGGUAGAUUUUCAUUGUGUACGUUUAAUAAUGCUUUUUUAUUUUUAUUUAUUGGAUUUUAUCCGCUAUUCAUACAUUUGAACUCUGAUGGUAACAGCAGGGUGAAUGUGAUUGGUCUUUACACAUUGUCUCCUUGUUAUACACGUGUCCGUUCUGUGUCGGGAUUGUAAAAUAUCACAUGCCGAUGGAGGAGGGUUGGGAAAAAAGGAAAAAGGUUGGAUGGGGGGUGGAUGCAGCGAGCCAAAGACAAUCAGGAAGUGAGGAAGGACUGUGGAGGAGGUGGAUACGGAGCCAGUCUCCAUGGUAACCUGCCAGUGGAGGGAUUGGAUGGUAGGGGGGUCGCGUAUAUCUCUGUGGUUGUAAAAAAGCUGAGCUCGUCUGUCUUGAUUGGGGGGAAACACUAAUAAAAACACUUUCAAAAGCAA
Molecule: messenger RNA, 6580 nt
Organism: Nerophis ophidion (straightnose pipefish)
Lineage: Eukaryota; Metazoa; Chordata; Actinopteri; Syngnathiformes; Syngnathidae
Product: kinesin-like protein KIF3C
Exons: 8
Coding region: 439-2631 (730 amino acids)
Biological process (GO): microtubule-based movement
Molecular function (GO): microtubule motor activity; ATP binding; microtubule binding
Source: RefSeq, a predicted model, not a curated record